This is a messenger RNA of Onychostoma macrolepis, 734 nucleotides long. RefSeq names its product kisspeptin 2 (gene kiss2). The record is from RefSeq and is a predicted model, not a curated record. Bases 242 to 604 code for a protein of 120 amino acids. The transcript has 2 exons. Lineage: Eukaryota; Metazoa; Chordata; Actinopteri; Cypriniformes; Cyprinidae.
UGGAUUUCAGUGUACAAUUUACCACAGGAUUUCCAAGAAAAAAGCUUACAUUUUAACAUUUAAAAUGCUCUGGAUGAGGCUACAGGGAGGUCCUAUUUGCCACAGACAGUCAUACAUGUAAAAUAAGGUCAGAGGAUGUCACCAGCCAAGCUUUAUAUUAAAGGAGGACAGCAGAGCAUGGGUUUGUUCACUGAAGAGAGAAAAGCUCAGCUGUGCUCCAUAAGCUUUACAAUUCAGCAGUAUGAAAAUCAAGGCACUGAUUCUCUUCAUGUCUGCAAUGAUCUGUCAGUCCACAGCUUUGAGAGCACCAUUCACUGACAUGGAUACAUCUGAGCCCAUUCCAGACUCCAAGCAGACCAUGGAGCGGAGGCAGUUUGACGAGCCCAGCACUUCGGACGACGCAAGCCUUUGCUUUUUCUUCCAAGAAAAAGACGAAUCGAGUCAUAUUUCAUGCAAACAUCGAUUAACACGCAGUAAAUUCAACUACAACCCGUUUGGGCUGCGUUUUGGGAAGCGAAAUGAAGCGACAACGACUGACACUGACAGACACAAGCACCUGCUGCCAAUGAUGCUUUACCUGAGAAAACAGUUAGAAACUUCUUGAAAAUCCCUCUUCUAUCAGAUGGAAGGAUGCGGUUUGCUUGGUUGAAAACUGUGGGUAAUUAUUUCAGGCACGCUUUGCCUGUUAUGCUUUUUUAUUUCUCAGUCAUGGAAUUUUAUGGCGCACUUGUUUC